Amaranthus tricolor (Joseph's coat) is the source of this 2463-nucleotide messenger RNA. Its product is annotated as cysteine-rich receptor-like protein kinase 15. The record is from RefSeq and is a predicted model, not a curated record. Gene Ontology annotation, biological process: protein phosphorylation. NCBI's taxonomy places the organism in Eukaryota, Viridiplantae, Streptophyta, Magnoliopsida, Caryophyllales, Amaranthaceae. Gene Ontology annotation, molecular function: ATP binding; protein kinase activity.
AAGAUCGGAGGGAGUAUUAAUUUUUGGUUGAAUAUUAUUGUAAACUUAUUGACUAUAACCAUCCUUUUAAUAGUCAAACAAUAAGACAGAAAACUAAUUGAACAUAACCAAAAUUCACACCUCAUUGCCUUACCAAACCAAGUAAAACAUUUCAAAAUACAUCCAUCAUUCAUCUCUAUAUUUUCUAAUAAAACAAUUUCAAAUUAAAUCAUGUUUUUUAUUUUGAUAAUAAUAUUAUGUUUGCUUAAAACCUCAAAUUCAUCCUUUCCUACAACUAUAAACUACACUCAAUGGGAUUGUUACAAUUCAUCAAACUACCUACACAAUAGUUCCUAUGAAACCAAUCUAAACAAUCUUGUUUCAAACCUAAUCACCAAUGUGUCAUCAACCAAAAACGGGUUCUUGACUCACAAGCAAGGCCUAGAUAAUCAAAACCCAACUUAUGGUCUAAUUUUGUGUCGAGGCGACUUAGAUCCCGGCCAAUGCCAUGAUUGUAUUCAAAUUGCUACAAAAGAAUGCAAAACAAAGAAACAAGCCAUAAUUUGGUUGGAAGGUUGCAUGUUUCGUUACUCAAACCAAUUUUUCUUUUCUCUCCUACAAGAAAAUCCCUUUAGAUUUAUGUAUAAUAAUGAAAGUGCUUCAGUGAUCCAAGAAAAUGUGCAAAAUUGGACAGAUCUGCUGGAAAGUACCAUAAGUGAAGUGAUAUCUAAUGCAGCUGCCGGCGACAGUACCGGUAACAAAUAUGCCACUAAAGAGGCAUACUUUGCACCCAUGAAGCAAUCUUUGUACACUUUGGCUCAGUGUACCCCCGGUUUGACGACAGAAAAUUGCUCUAAGUGCCUUAAUCAAGCAGCUUCGGAGUUUUAUUCGGUUUUGAAGAAAGGUGGAUUGGUUUUAUUACCUAGCUGUAACAUUAGGUACGAGUUAUAUGAGUUUUAUAAGAUUUUGAAUUUGAUUCAAUCACCAUCUUCAUCUCCGACUACGAAUAUUUCAAGAUCAUCUACGGGAAAGAAUAAAUCAACGUCAACGAGAAUCGUUGUUGCAAUCAUUGUGCCAUUAGCCUUCGGAUUUCUAUGUAUCUCCUGCUUUUGUGUAUACAGAAGAAACGCAAGAAAAUUUCGUGCUCAAGAAUUUAAAAAAGGUGAUUUGGCUACUACUGAGUCUUUGAUGUUCGAACUUGGGACACUUGAAGCUGCAACUAACAAUUUUUCUCUAAAUAAUAAGCUUGGUGAAGGUGGAUUUGGUAGUGUUUACAAGGGAACCUUGCAAAAUGGACAAGAAAUAGCAGUCAAAAGGCUAUCAAAGGUCUCAGGUCAGGGAGUGGAAGAAUUUAAGAACGAAGUUGUUUUAAUAGCCAAUCUUCAACAUAGAAAUUUGGUUAGGCUGUUGGGAUUUUGUUUAGCAGGAAAGGAAAAACUACUUGUUUAUGAAUUUGUUCCCAACAAAAGCCUCAACUACUUCCUAUUUGGUGAAAGAAAGCUUGGAGAACUAAAUUGGAAUACGCGGUACAAUAUCAUUAAAGGCAUUGCUAGGGGGUUGCUUUAUCUCCAUGAAGACUCUCGUCCUAGAAUCAUCCAUCGUGACUUGAAAACAGCUAAUAUUUUACUUGACGCAGAUUUGAAUCCUAAGAUUUCAGAUUUUGGUCUAGCAAGGAUCUUUAAAGUUGAACAAAUUGUGGACGACACUAGUAGAAUUGUCGGAACUUAUGGUUAUAUGGCGCCAGAGUAUGCAAUGCAUGGACAAUUCUCUACAAAAUCAGAUAUAUACAGCUUUGGAAUAUUGGUGUUAGAGAUUGUAUGUGGCAAGAAGAUUAGCUCAAAAUCAAACCUUUUUGGGGAUGGAGACCUUUUGACCUAUGCAUGGAGAAGUUUGAUAGAAGAAAAGCCCUUAGAAUUCAUAGAUCCCACCUUGCUAAAGGAUUCACCCUCGAGUGAAGAAGUAUUAAGAUGCAUUCAAAUAGGCUUAUUGUGUGCGCAAGAGAGCACAAAUGAGAGACCAACAAUGUCAACAAUUGUUCUUAUACUCAACAAUGACUCCACCACCACAAGCACUUUGCCAACUCCACCACGCCCUCGAUCCUUCAGUAAUACUGCUAGUAGUGUUGAAUCAUCUCUUGUAUCAAAUCCACGAAGUCGAUAUUCUGUUGCUUCCACCACUACGAAUGACUCAAUUUCGAACUCCGGAAAUCAAGGCAUUGAUGUAUUCUAUGUAGAUAGAUCUUAGUAGUUAAUUUUUGUGCUAUGAUUGAAUAACAAAAUUUUUACCCAUAAUAAUGUCAAAGUCAAAAUAUUAAUUGUAAAAAUUACGAAAAAAUAACUUACCCGGCAAAAUUGAUGGAGCAUUUAUAUAUCUCCUGAGUAUUUGCUAGGGGUUUAAACGGGCUUUGACUCGCCCCCACCUGUUUAAAUUUGACAUGACCAGUCCCAACCCGGCCCAUUUAGAUUUUGACAUAACCCGACAUGA